GCAUCGAAGAUGGCACCUGCGGUCAAACAAUACACGCUGGUCGGCUUCACGGAAGAAUUCGACUGGAAUCCUUUGCAAUUUGUGAAGCCCCUUCCAAGAAAUAGGCUGUGCAGUUUGUGCGGACUCGUACGCAAGACAACCGCGAAUCUACCAUGCGGUCACGUAGCGUGUCAUUGCUGUUACGAACAGUGCAGAACGGCCGAGGGGUACGCUUGUCCGAUCGACGGUGAAAUCUGCUCGGAAGAGGACGUUGGCUGGAUAGACUUCCCAGCUGAAAAUCUGCUGAAAAGAGAGGUUAAAUGCUGGAACCACGGACACGGUUGCCCAGUUAUAAUGGCUGCCUCAGAAGUCCACAAGCACUACCACCGAGAGUGUGAAUACCACUGCACAUUCUGUCCAAGAUGCUCGACGAUGGUGUUAUGCCGGGAUAUCUGCGAACACAUGAGAGCUUCAUGCAACGCCCAUGCAGCACCUCAAGCAAAGGAGUGCGAGGAAAAGUUAAGCGACACUGUGGAGAAAGGAAUCUCGGCCAUUGUCAGGAGAGUAGUGCAAGAGGAGGCUAGUGAAAUGAAGGCUCUGCUAGAGCAAGCACUUAAAGACAAUGGUGCGCUUAAUGACAACCUAACUCGGGUCUCCCAAAAUAUGAACACCCUAAAGGAAGCAGUAAGCCAAGGUAUUGCCCCUGUGGGGCAAAUUAGUGAAAUGACACAUCGCGUGUUGGAUGGCAUCAACACACUACAUGGAGCGCUUAACAGUGAAAUGGCUGACAUUAAAAAGCAAAACGAAGAGCUUCCUCGAGUUCGAGCUGCAAUCGAAAGCGCGAAGGCAGAUGCGGGAGCAAGCACGAAGACGAUGGUAGAGAUGCAGAAGAAAGCACUAGCAUACGCCGAAAAAAAUGAAACGCGCUGCGACUUUUUCGUUCCAGGAAUAGGUUCGCUGGAAGCGAAGGCGUUGAAAGACGGCAAAGCUGAUUAUUACUACGACCCGGUCUACCUUCGCGGUUACAACGUAUCAACUGGUCUUCAACUAACGAAGAAGGAGGAAGGUGUCUUUAUUGAUGGGUUGCUUCGGCUGCACAAGGGCGAGUACGACGACGUGAUUCAGUGGCCUUUCGAGUAUAAAUUCAAGUUAACCAUUCUGCACCCUCUUGAAAACAAACAGAAAGAAGAGAUUCGUAAGACACACCGUCAUCUUGAAAGCUACAAGAAGCCAAUGAAUUCAAGUAACUGGGGUGUUGGCUUUUAUGACUGCUUUAAAUUGGGAGAUCUGAAAACUGGCGGCUACGUACGCGACGACAACCUUCGUGUCCUGGUGGAGCUGCUUUAGUCAUCACAGCAUUUGGUGCCCCUUUAAUGUACUACGUGCAUACGGUGACCGACGAGGCAAAGUCGCUUGGUUGAAGUCCUUGUUUUGGUUUGCAGUUAUACG
Messenger RNA from Rhipicephalus sanguineus (brown dog tick), 1428 nucleotides. Its product is annotated as TNF receptor-associated factor 6-like. Lineage: Eukaryota; Metazoa; Arthropoda; Arachnida; Ixodida; Ixodidae. Gene Ontology annotation, biological process: protein K63-linked ubiquitination; regulation of canonical NF-kappaB signal transduction; tumor necrosis factor-mediated signaling pathway. Gene Ontology annotation, cellular component: plasma membrane signaling receptor complex; cytoplasmic side of plasma membrane. The transcript has 2 exons. The record is from RefSeq and is a predicted model, not a curated record. The coding region runs from base 10 to 1326 and encodes 438 amino acids. Gene Ontology annotation, molecular function: ubiquitin protein ligase binding; tumor necrosis factor receptor binding.